Molecule: messenger RNA, 1443 nt
Organism: Nymphaea colorata (pocket water lily)
Lineage: Eukaryota; Viridiplantae; Streptophyta; Magnoliopsida; Nymphaeales; Nymphaeaceae
Exons: 5
Coding region: 267-1298 (343 amino acids)
Source: RefSeq, a predicted model, not a curated record
CACGGCCAUCUCGGCGCAGAGAAUACCACUGAGCCGAAUCUUUCCUUUUCUUAUUUUUGUUUUCCUGGAUUUUAUUCUUUAUCAUCUCCAAUCAUCUUCCAAUAAUUCUCUGCGAUUUCUUUUCAUCCUUUCUGGCUCCAGAACGACCCAUCUCUCGAAAUUCUGGAUAGAUUUUCUCUAUGGAAUAAAGGUUAGGAAAUGGAGCAAUUUUGAAGUGGGGAGGAGGAGGAGGAGGGGAUGAGCGGUGGUGAAGGAGGAGGAGGAGGAUGGGAGCGGUGACGUCGACGAUCGCUGCAAGGUUGGCGUUCUUCCCGCCGAGCCCGCCUUCCUAUGGGGUGGGGACGGAUGAGGAGUCGGGGAGGCUGUACCUGACGGAGAUCGGGCGGAGGGACGACGUCGACUUGCACCGGCUGAAGACGAGGAGGGGGCAGGAGAUCGUGGCCGUCUACCUCCGGCACUCGGCCGCCACCGCCACGCUGCUUUACUCCCACGGGAACGCCGCCGACCUCGGCCAGAUGCUCGACCUCUUCAUCGAGCUCAGCGUCCACCUGCGCGUCAACCUCAUGGGGUAUGACUAUUCUGGCUAUGGACAUUCUACAGGAAAGCCUAGCGAGUGCAAUACUUAUGCAGAUAUUGAGGCGGCAUAUAAAUGCCUCAAAGAGCACUACGGGGUCAAAGAUGAAGACUUGAUCUUAUAUGGUCAGUCAGUGGGGAGUGGACCAACGUUAGACCUGGCCUCCCAACUUACAGAGCUAAGAGCAGUGGUGCUGCAUAGCCCCAUACUCUCUGGCCUUAGAGUACUAUAUCCAGUGAAGCACACGUAUUGGUUUGACAUAUAUAAGAAUAUUGAUAAAAUUGGCCUUGUGAAUUGUCCAGUACUAGUAAUUCAUGGAACACAAGAUGAAGUGGUCAACUUCUCACAUGGAAAGCUACUUUGGGAGCUAAGCAAGGAGAAAUUCAAACCUUUGUGGCUAGAAGGUGGUGGCCACUGCAACCUUGAGCUUUAUCCAGAAUAUAUAAAACACUUGAAGAAGUUUGUGACGGCUGUGGCAAAGUCGAAGGCCAAAAGAAACAGCCCAAAAAGCACAAUCGCAAAGCCAGAGCAUUCAACUAAAACAAGAGACGGUGUAAAGGAACAAGAUUCAGAAGGAGCAGUCUCAGAAAAUCUAGAGAGCUCGAAAAGCAAACUGAAUAAUCAGCUGGAGAAAUCAAGGAGAAGCAGUGAUAGACGAGAACUGUCACGUGUUGGUGUCGAAAUUGUAGGAAAAUUGAAGAGGAAAAGAGGCAUGUACCGUUAGAUAAAUAUGGAGUUUUAAGUUAAUAGCUCAGCUAUCUAACAGGGACAAAAGAAAAAAAAAAUUAUAAUUAUUUCCAUGUACAUUUUCCUUUGUGUUGUAAGUACCUUACAGAAAUUAUGAAGAUUUUUUAGCGAUCAUAUAAGCA